AUGCCUUCUUCCAAGGGCAAGCGCCUCGUCGUAGUGGAAUCGCCGGCCAAGGCCCGUACCGUUGGACAAAUCCUGGGCAACAAGUACCUGGUGACCGCCUCGAUGGGACACGUCCGGGACUUGCCCAAGUCCACCCUCGGUGUCAACACUGAGGAGGAUUUUUCGCCCAAGUACCUCACCAUGAAAGACAAGCGAGACUUGGUGAAGGAUCUCAAGGCGGCCGGAGCCAAUGCUUCGGACAUCUUUCUUGCGACCGACCCGGACCGCGAGGGCGAAGCCAUCUCCUGGCACCUCCAGGCCGCCGCCGGAUGGGACAAGUUCGAGAAGCCCCCCAAACGCGUGGUCUUCCACGAGAUCACCAAACAGGCGGUCGAGGAAGCCUUCGAGCAUCCCCGCGAAAUCGACAUGCAGUUGGUCAACGCCCAGCAGGCCCGCCGCAUCCUGGACCGCCUGGUCGGUUACGAGAUCAGCCCGCUGCUCUGGCUGAAGGUCAAGCUCGGUUUGUCGGCGGGACGAGUCCAGUCCGUCACCCUCCGCAUGAUCGUCGACCGCGAACGCGAAAUCGGCGCGUUCGUCCCGCAGGAAUGGUGGUCCCUGGAAGCGGAACUCCACAAAGAUACCGACCCCAGCAUCCCAUCCAACCUGUUCACCGCGACGCUCCAUUCGCGGAAAGGCUCCCGCAAACUGAACAUCAACGACGAGACCACGGCCCGCGGCCUGGAAGCCGAACUGAAGGGCGCCGCCUAUUCGGUGGACACUGUGGAAAAGAAGCCGCGUCGCCAACGGCCCGCGCCUCCCUUCAUAACCAGCACCCUCCAGCAGGACGCCGGCCGCAAGCUUCGGUUCACCGCCCAACGCACCAUGGCCCUGGCCCAGCAGCUCUACGAGGGUUUGAACGUCGGCAGCGAGGGUUCCGUCGGCCUCAUCACCUAUAUGAGAACCGAUAGCGUGAACGUCGCCGAUACCGCCGUGCGCGAAACCCGCGACUACAUCCGCCAGCGGUUCGGCAAGGACUACACCCCCGACAAGCCGAGGGCCUAUCGCACUCGGAGCAAGAACGCCCAGGAAGCCCACGAGGCAAUUCGUCCCACGUCGGUGGGACGCACGCCCCAGGCCAUGGCCACCUUCCUGGACCGCGAUCAACUGCGCCUGUAUACCCUGAUCUGGGAACGCAUGGUCGCCAGCCAGAUGGCCGACGCCGUGCUUGAAGCAACCACGGUGGAAAUCGACGCCCGUUGCGCUUCGUCCUCGGACAGCGUGUUCCGUUUCCGCGCCACGGGCUCGGUCCUCAAGUUCCUCGGCUUCCGCGCUGUAUACCUGGAGGGACGCGACGACACCGCCGAAAACAGUGAAAACGCGCUCCCCGAAUUGGCCGCCGGCGACGGUCUGGCCAACCAGAAACUCGAAGCCAGCCAGCACUUCACUCAGCCGCCCCCGAAGUUCACCGAGGCCACUCUCAUCCGGGAGAUGGAGGAAAAGGGCAUCGGACGCCCCAGCACCUACGCGCCGACCAUUGCCACCCUGGUCGAAAGGGAAUAUGUCCUGCGCGAGCAGCGCCGGCUCUCUCCCACCGAAUUGGGCUGCACGGUCACCGACCUCCUCACCGAGCGUUUCGCCGACGUGAUGGCGCCGGAGUUCACCGCCAAGAUGGAAGAGGAUCUGGACAGCGUGGCGCAGGGCGAGCAGGACUGGGUCCCCAUGCUCCGCGACUUCUACGAACCGUUCCACCAGGCGGUCAAUCUCGCCGAGCAGGCCUUCACGCCAUCAUGCGAAAAAUGCGGCCAGCCCAUGACCAUGAUGAUGGGCCGCUUCGGGAGAUUCCUGGCCUGCAGCGGCUAUCCUGAAUGCCAGAACACCCGCAAUAUGCGCGACACUGCGGAGCGCCCGCCCGACGAGCCCACCGACGAAAUCUGCGAAAAGUGCGAGCGGCCCAUGGUCAUCAAGACCGGACGGUACGGUCGCUUCCUGGCCUGCACCGGAUACAACGCCGAUGACAACCCGUGCGACAACCGUCGCAACAUCGUCACCAAGAGCGACGUGCCGUGCCCGAAAUGCGGCGGCGACCUCGUGCAACGCCGCGCCCGGAAGUCCGGUCGCCCCUUCUGGGGAUGCGCCAACUAUCCGGAAUGCGAAUUCCUGGUGAACACCGAGCCGCUGCCGGAACCUUGCCCCGAUUGCGGCGGUAUGCUGAUCACGGCUGCCCGCGGCCGCGCCCGAUGCAGCGAUUGCAAAUGGAAAGGCGAUCAACCCACGACUACCCCCGCCGAAGAUGCGGCGGCGGCCACUCCGGAGUUGGCUGGCGUUGGCGAUUAG
This is a messenger RNA of Geodia barretti, 2313 nucleotides long. Lineage: Eukaryota; Metazoa; Porifera; Demospongiae; Tetractinellida; Geodiidae. The record is from the annotation of a GenBank genome assembly.